UCCUGUUGGUUUUAUUCCUUCAGGGAUUUGCCCGUGUGAGCCGGUGACUCAUUAAUAGCUCAUGGUGCUGCUCCGAGCUGCUGCCAGCGCCCAGGCGGCCGUCGGGGUCUGUGCUGGCUGCCCUGCCCCUGCUCGUCGAGGCCAGGGCCGAGCCGGGGAGGAACGUGGUGGACUCGGGAUUUUGUAAGGAUGUGUGUGUGAAACCUUCCUUUCUUGGUUAUUGUUUGUAAGAGGCCAAGGGGGAAGCAGAGAAAUUCAGGCUUAAGGAUCUAGCCUUUGUGCUUUUAAAUACCUGAGCACAGCUGAACGCACGAAAGGGAAAAAAAAAAAAAAAAAAAAAAAAGGAAGUGAUUUAACUGUGUUCUUGGGGAAGAGCAUUGACCUUACAUCCAGCUGGGUAGGUAAAGUCACCGUGUGUGUGUAUACACGUAAUUCAGCCCUUGACGUUCGGGAAUUGAGCACAGGUAACUUGCUGUGUAUGGCGUGGACUGAGGGUACAAGCUGUCCCUUGAAGCAGUGACUGUAAAUUUGCAUUUGGUUGUGAGCGAGAAGUUGGACCUCGCACCCAGUUUCAUUACUGAGCUGCUUCGGUUCUCCUUUCCAACGCUUUUUUGAUGUGGAAGGCUACUGCAGGGCACACCAUUUCUGUCAGUCAGGACGAUGGAGCUGAUGACUGGGAGACGGAUCCUGAUUUUGUGAAUGAUGUGAGUGAGAAAGAACAGCGCUGGGGGGCUAAAACUGUGAAAGGAUCCGGCCAUCAAGAGCACAUCAAUAUUCAUCAGCUGAGAGAGAAUGUGUUCCAAGAACACCAGAACCUCAAAGAAAAGGAGCUUGAAACAGGACCAAAAGCUUCUCAUGGCUAUGGAGGGAAAUUCGGUGUUGAACAAGAUCGCAUGGAUAAAUCAGCUGUUGGGCAUGAAUAUCAAUCGAAGCUUUCUAAGCAUUGCUCCCAAGUGGAUUCUGUGAAAGGGUUUGGAGGCAAGUUUGGAGUACAAACUGAUAGAGUUGACCAGUCAGCUGUUGGGUUUGAAUACCAGGGGAAAACUGAGAAGCAUGCCUCCCAAAAAGACUACUCAAGUGGUUUUGGUGGAAAGUACGGAGUACAAGCUGACAGGGUGGACAAGAGUGCAGUGGGAUUUGAUUACCAGGGUAAAACCGAGAAACAUGAAUCACAGAAGGAUUAUUCCAAGGGCUUUGGUGGUAAAUAUGGUGUUGACAAGGACAAAGUGGACAAAAGUGCUGUUGGCUUUGAAUAUCAAGGCAAAACGGAAAAACAUGAAUCACAGAAAGAUUAUGUGAAGGGGUUUGGAGGCAAGUUUGGUGUGCAGACAGACAGACAAGACAAAUGUGCACUUGGCUGGGAUCACCAGGAGAAAGUGCAGCUGCAUGAAUCCCAGAAAGACUAUAAGAGUGGUUUCGGAGGGAAAUUUGGUGUACAGACAGAAAGGCAGGACCCAUCUGCUGUGGGGUUUGAAUACAAGGAGAAACUAGCCAAGCAUGAAUCUCAACAAGAUUAUUCAAAAGGAUUUGGUGGGAAGUAUGGCGUACAGAAAGAUCGGAUGGAUAAGAAUGCAGCAACUUUUGAAGACAUUGAGAAACCAUCAUCAACAUAUCAGAAAACCAAGCCAAUAGAAGCUGUUGCUAAUAAAACAAGCAGCAUCCGAGCUAACUUUGAAAACCUAGCCAAGGAAAAAGAACAAGAAGACCGAAGGAAGGCAGAAGCUGAGAGAGCACAAAGAAUGGCUAGGGAGAAACAAGAACAGGAGGAGGCUCGGAGGAAACUGGAGGAGCAAGCUAAAGCCAAAAAACAGACUCCACCACCAUCUCCUACCACACAGCCAGCUGAACAGAAGGCACCCUCAAGCCCAGUCUAUGAGGAUGCAGUUUCAUAUGAUGCAGAGUCUGCCUACAAGAACUCCAGCACAAAGUACUCAGCUGCGCAGGAGCCAGAGCCUGGCUACAAAGCUGCAGAGUCAGACUACCAAGAAGCAGUGAGUCAGCGAGAGGCAGAAUACGAACCUGAGACGGUCUAUGAAGUGGCUGGGGCAGGAGACCACUACCAAGCAGAAGAAAAUGCUUAUGAUGAAUAUGAAAAUGAACUUGGAAUCACAGCCAUAGCCCUUUAUGAUUAUCAGGCUGCGGGUGAUGACGAGAUCUCCUUUGAUCCAGAUGACAUCAUCACAAACAUAGAAAUGAUCGAUGAUGGCUGGUGGAGGGGUGUCUGCAAAGGCCGAUACGGGUUGUUUCCAGCGAAUUACGUGGAGCUGAGACAAUAGAGACUAUUGUCUACUGGUUAUGCCUUAAUUCCCCAGUCAAUAAAUCUGACUUAAUACACUACAAAUCAUGAUGCUUUUCUGAGGAUGGAGGGGUAUAUACAUAUUGCUUUUAUAUUUAAUACUAUGCUGAUGCUUUUUAAAAUGUUUAUGCCACAGAAGUUGCUAAUAUAUUGUAACUACAAUGUUCUUCACUAAGGCUCUUAAAAUGAUUUUCAUGCAUUUGGAAACAUUUCUUCUCUGCCAAAUUAGCAAUUGUCAUAAAAGGCCUUUCCGAGGACGAUUAGCUGUCUGUCAUAAUAUUGCAUGUUUUACUCAUAAGUGAGCAGAUUUACCUAGUGUUUAAGUCUAGUUAGUCUUCCACUACAUGUUUUCAGCUAAGAAAAUCAUGGCUAUGCAGGUUAUUUGCAUUUCCACUAAGCAAGGGGGUGGGGAGGACUGGGGAGGGGCAUAACUCUUUUUUUCUUUUCCAGAUAGUGUGUGAAAAAGCAAAGAGAAUGCGUGAAAGUUGCAGCUAAUGGCAGUUAAUCAAGUACUGUCCAAUAUUUACGGAAUAUUAGUGUUAUGAAGGAAACAGUCUGGUUACUUUUUCCUUCUCUUUUAGAGUGAACUUUCUUGGCUAUUGCAUUGAUAUUUUUUUUUUUUUUCCCUCCUGAUCUUGCUAUUCCUCUUCAUGUAAUACCAGAGGAGGGCUGCAAACACUCUAGCACUGAUUAUCCUGAAUUUCUUCACAUCUUUGUUUUGUUCCACCCUCCCCUCUCUCACAGGAAAACUUGAAAAAAUUACAAGUGUUGAGUCGUUCAGUGAAAUUCCUACUUGUUCAAAGGGAAACUGGCAUCCAAAUCUGUGCAACUACCUACAGGAGUAGUCUCAUUGCUUUAAACAGGAGGAAAAAAGGCAAGAUGGAAUUGCAGUUGCAUUCUGUGUACAAUGCAUCCUUUGUUCAUACAAUAAAACAGGCAGGCCUGCUGUGCAGUAGUAACAUUUUAUACAACCAUAUUUGAGUUGAGGAAUAUUAAUACAAAUAAUUUGAUUUAAAACCCAUAGAAAUAUUCUCCAUUUUUAAACCAUAUGAAAGACAACUGUAUUUUUUGUAUGUUCUACAAAAACUGCCAGUAACAUUCUGCUAAACGAUGGAGUUAAACCUGUUCUUUGCCAAAUCUAAAACUGAAGUUUUUGUCAUUCUAGAAAGCUGACUUCACAGCAGAUUUAGAGUCCCUACCAAAGAUAGUAAGUUGCAUCUAAUAGUGCACAUGUUAAGUGUAUGUACUGUCUGUUUCCACCUUCUGAUCAAAACAGGAAUGGCAGAACUGGUAUGGUAGCUAAGAAAGAAUGCAGAGAAUUUUUAUAAACUGUAAAUUUGGACCAAUGGAAUAUAGAAGACCUGUACAAAAUGGUAAAAUAUAUAAUGUAUCUUAGAAGGCAUCGUGUUGAACCAAUUCUUGGAUGGUUGGGACAAUCCUUAAUGAAUGUCAUAUGUAUGUCAUUAUUAUAUAUAUUUUUUUCCUUUCCAUGGUCUCACUUCUGUGUUGUAUUUGCAUUACUAGGGUUGGGUUUUAUAUGCAGUUUAUUUUAUCCAAUUUUGCAUAGAACACCUCAUAGAGGGGAUAUGAUUUUUGUAAAUUAAAUAUUCAAUAAACUUUUUGAACCAUU
Molecule: messenger RNA, 3926 nt
Organism: Cygnus olor (mute swan)
Lineage: Eukaryota; Metazoa; Chordata; Aves; Anseriformes; Anatidae
Gene: CTTN
Product: cortactin
Exons: 17
Coding region: 615-2276 (553 amino acids)
Biological process (GO): regulation of actin filament polymerization
Cellular component (GO): site of polarized growth; lamellipodium; plasma membrane
Molecular function (GO): actin filament binding
Source: RefSeq, a predicted model, not a curated record